AUGUCCUCGCCUUUUGAGCACAAAUCAUCUUUGGAGUCCCACGGUUCAAAAGGUUGCUUAUCAUCCGAUUUGCUGACAUUUGACGACCUGCUAGAUGUUCCAAUAGAACCGUCGCCGUCUUUUGAUGCGAACCACAAUCGGCCCGUCUUUUCCAGCUCCCCUAUAGCUAAAAAGCCAUCUAAAUUUAUGAUCGAUGACGAGAGUGGUUCUAGCCAACUUGUUACCCAGGAGAACAAGAUAGUAAAUUUUCUCGACCUCGAUGCAUUGGAAAGUAGCGGAAACAAUUUUGGCAAUGAAAUCGAGGGGGCAGACUAUGAUUCUGCAGGUUCUCUCGAAGAUUUUUUCGUAUACACCCAAGACUUGGAAACUAGUCCUGCAGACACCCAGGCAUGUGAUGAGGGCGAGCUAAACCUCAGGCCGAAGGACGGCGUAUCCGAUUUCUAUAGAUUUUCCCUGCAAACUCAAGCCAAUCCAUUUUUCUCGACAACCAAACAAACCUUUUCACAUCAAGACGGAAAAUAUAAAUUUGCAAGCAAUUUUAUUCUCAAGGACCAAAUCGAGUACGAUCAGAAAUAUGGCACUGCAGCUCUUUCUUCAUCCGAGGAAGACUGA
Mitosporidium daphniae is the source of this 612-nucleotide messenger RNA. RefSeq lists its product as uncharacterized. The transcript has a single exon. The record is from RefSeq and is a predicted model, not a curated record. NCBI's taxonomy places the organism in Eukaryota, Fungi, Microsporidia. Bases 1 to 612 code for a protein of 203 amino acids.